CGGCACAGACACGCAGUACACACAUAUCUCUUCCUUACUCGACGACAACGACAUCCGAGACGGACUGACGGCUUCCGCAGUGAACAGGAUCCAUCGCAACACGCCGCUGGACGAACGCGGAUGCGCGGCCAAGCUGAACCUUGAUUCAAGUGACAAGAGCCCUAACAAUCAAAGAUGUCUACACAGCCGCUCCUGCAGCGCACAGCCGGCAAGCGCAUUGCGCUCCCCGUCCGUGUUGAGCCUAAGGUGUUCUUUGCCAACGAGCGAACAUUCCUAUCAUGGCUCUCCUUCACCGUCACGCUCUCUGCACUCGCCGCGGGCCUGCUCAACUUCGGCGACCAGAUUGGCCGCAUCAGCGCUGGCAUGUUCAGCUUCGUCGCCAUGGCCAUCAUGAUCUACGCGCUGGUCACUUACCACUGGCGCGCGCACGCCAUCCGCAACCGCGGCUCUGGGCCCUACGAUGACCGCCUCGGACCCACGGCGCUGUCCAUCAUGCUCCUCAUCGCCGUCCUAGUCAACUUCAUCCUCCGCUUCAACGACUGAAAAGGCCCGCGCGACCCCUGUGGCUCCCUUUGUUUUCGCUAAUGGGCUGAUGUAUCGACACACCCAGCCCGUGUAACAGAAGUUUCGGUAAAAGGGGAGCAGCAAGCGAUACCAUUCUCUUAGUUCAAAACCAUCUUCACCAUGUAUAUCUUUGUACCCCGUCCAUAAACGCAUGCAUCAAUCUUCAGAAAGCCCAGCUUCGAC
Messenger RNA from Tilletiaria anomala UBC 951, 747 nucleotides. RefSeq names its product putative VTC1-protein controls Sec18p/NSF-dependent priming of snares and. Gene Ontology annotation, cellular component: fungal-type vacuole membrane; vacuolar transporter chaperone complex. The record is from RefSeq and is a predicted model, not a curated record. The coding region runs from base 175 to 543 and encodes 122 amino acids. Lineage: Eukaryota; Fungi; Basidiomycota; Exobasidiomycetes; Georgefischeriales; Tilletiariaceae. The transcript is spliced from 2 exons.